AUGAACCUUUCGAUGGUGCGAGGAAUGCUUGACCAGGUGGGAAGACGGCGUCCCAGCUACCCGUGGUCGAGUUCAAGUGCUCAUCGCAGUGAUGGCUCGGAGAGCGCCGAGUCCAGCUCGACGUUCUCGACAGGGGCACAACCGAGUGAAGCUUCGGACGUUAAUGACCGUGGUCGAAGCUACAGCAAGCCUCUUCCAGACACGGAGAUGUUGAGAAGAGCACGAGAGGCUCAUAACCACGUCGACUUCAAGGCGUUAGCUGCUGGACCGAAUGCCGGUGGGCCCUGGAAACGCGUAGAGGCUGCCAAUCGAUUCGUGGUUUUCCGUCACCAAGACGCCCAAGUGGGGAUCUUUGUCAAGAGCAGGAUCGAGACAGCGCCUCAAGUGUUUUGUGCCGGCCGCCUUGACGCUUGCAUCGAGGAGGUCCUGCGCAUCUUGUGCCCACGAACUGAAGCUGAACACAGUGCAGUCAUGACGGCGUUAUACGCCAAACGCUUUCUAUGUGGAUCGGUCGAGCGCGUUGUUGAUGUCUCCACUGAAGAUGACGGCGAGCAGCUUGUAGUCAAGACGAGCAGCUUUGCCAACUCCUCUCUCUUCGGUCCCAACGAGCAGUGGUGCUACACCGACUUCUUCCAGCGCAAGCGCGAACGCGACGGAUUCACAAUCUCGCAGAACUCUCUAGGGCGGAAUGAGCCGACUCCGGGGCGUAUGACGGGGACGCACACUCGAGUAGAUCAACUGCAUGACCUCACCGCUGUCUUCCUGGUCGAUCUGGACCCCAGAGGCAAAGGGCUGCGCGUUGUCUACAACGCUAAGUUCUUGGCAGAGUCGCAUGACAGAGAUCGGAGCACCUCGAAUCAAUCCACCAACCCCACUGAAAGUCUCAGCUCACCAACAGCAGACAAGAGUGCUGAGAUCAAGGCACAAGCCCGACGGCUUGAAGCUUUGGCUCGAGGAGUGACGAAGCUCUCGGAGCUCGUACGCCACCGUCGCUUUGGCUUCCAGAUUCCGGCCGACCUCGACGCCAUCGAAGUCGCCAAUCCUCGUUGUCCAUGCUGCACGCGCAGCUUGUCGCCCGUGAAGCUUUCGCUGUCCGUAGCGGCCUCAGCCAUUUCGAAACGGAGCUUGUCGGCGCUGAAGACGGACACCAGACGCUGCUACCUGUGCGGCUAUCUCGUCUGCAUCGACUGCUGGAGUCCCGAGCGCAUGGAGAGUCUCUCUGGACGCGUAGCUGCCAUCAUUGUCUGCAGAAGAUGUCAAGCUUGCGUGGACGCGUGUGACUAUUCCGACAUCUCCACCGACCGAAACCACGGCCCAGCUCGCGUCGUUGAAGACUCUCCAGAGAGCAGUACAACUUCACUCUUGGUCGACUUCCUGUCCGAGUCUCUCAACCAAGCCCGGCCUGGUAGCGCAGAGCGUUCCAACGUAUUCGCCAUAGUCCGCACCCUGCUGGAUCAAGAUCAAAACUCGGACGAAGAGGACAGUGGCGAGGGCGACGACGACAUGGCUUACCUUGAAAACAAGUGUAACGCUGACGCCGUUGCCAAGGUCGGCGAGUUCUUGAGAGACAAAAGCAAGUUUCCGCUGCUCAAAGCCUGUACACUAGGCAACGCCGAACGACGCAGCUACGUGCUGGACUUGCCCGACGAUCCCGAGAAAACGGUCCCGCGCGGCCCGAUACCAAGCAACGAGGGUCGACGCCUGUCAGCCGCGAAAGCCUCUGGCUUGCUCAAGCUUGCGGACCAGUUGGCACCAGCUCAGCCUCGCGACUCCCCGCUAGAACCCCAAAUCGAUGUUCGCGACUUGGAGCUCAUCUGCCAGCUAGCUGCGAAGACCUUGGGCUGCUCGAACGCGAUGAUUUCGGUCAUGGGGGCGAGCCACGAACACGUUCUGGCGUCGACCAACGUCAACUUCAAGGGGGCUGCUGUGCCGCGCGACUACACCAUGUGCCAGCACCAGCUAAUGUCCCAAGAUCCGCUGGUCUUGAUCCACCCCGAAGCCGACGUGCGUCUUCAAGCUAUCGAGACGAUCAAGCUGAUGUCUCUCCGCAGCUACGUCGGCUUCCCGGUCACCGCGCCGCUUGUUGAGUCUUCCAACGAACAAGUCGCAGUGGGCACGCUGUGCUGCAUCGACGACAAACCUCACGCCGAACUCACGCGCUCGCAGUACUCGACCCUCCAGAACCUUGCCCGCACAGCGUCCAGCCUCGUGCAGAUGAAGGGCCUCCAGCUUCAGCAACAAACCGCUGCUCCAGCAUCAUGA
Molecule: messenger RNA, 2262 nt
Organism: Phytophthora sojae
Lineage: Eukaryota; Oomycota; Peronosporomycetes; Peronosporales; Peronosporaceae
Exons: 1
Coding region: 1-2262 (753 amino acids)
Molecular function (GO): protein binding
Source: RefSeq, a predicted model, not a curated record